This is a messenger RNA of Entamoeba dispar SAW760, 525 nucleotides long. RefSeq lists its product as uncharacterized. The transcript has a single exon. Bases 1 to 525 code for a protein of 174 amino acids. The record is from RefSeq and is a predicted model, not a curated record. Gene Ontology annotation, biological process: signal transduction. Lineage: Eukaryota; Evosea; Mastigamoebida; Endamoebidae.
AUGUCAACAACAUUAAAUGAAAUUCCUAUUAGCACUCAACUUGUUAAAAUUAUUGAUUAUAUUUAUCGUAAAGGAUUAGACACACCUUGUAUGUUAUUGGUAAGAGGAAAUGAUAAAGAAAUGAUGGAAGUUAAACAUCUUUUACACAAUGGAGAAAGUUUAUGUGGAAAGAAAUACAAUGUACAUUCCUUAUGUGGGUUAUUGGUUUCACAAAUUAAUUCAGUUCCACCUAUAAUUCCAACAGAAUUUACUACUCAAGGAAUGUCAAUGGAAAGUCGUGAUUUUUGUUCACUGUUAUACAAAAAAUUACCAACAUAUAACUUUAAUACUUUUUAUUAUAUCCUUUCAUUCCUCAGAGAAUUAUUAGUUCAUUCUGAAAAGAAUGGACUAACCUCUGAUCAAUUAGCACAAAUGGGUGUUGGCAUGUUUGUUCCUCAAAGAGAUCCUUAUUGUUCACAAACAACUCCAGUAACAGAAAAAUAUACAUCUUUUAUAAAAGAUGUUUUAGAUUUAAAUUUAAUGUGA